GUUCUCCCACCUGCUAUAACAGUGGCAGAGGGCAAAAGGCAUACACACACCCUAUAAGGUGCAUGUGCACACAAACACAUGCAUGCACAAACUCGUACACGCACAGAGGCAUAUUUCAUUACAUCCUCCUGAUAGUCCAGCCAGUGGGUGUUGCAAGAGGAGGAGGGAAGGAGAGCAAGACAGUGAGCUUGAGCUUUGGAGAGAGAGAGAGAGGGAGAGAGAGACAGGACAAGGACAGGCAGAGAGCCAGAGCCAGUAUUAUAGAGAAGGAGAGCACGAACACUUAACAAGACAACAGGAGAUACUCGUGGGAACACCAGCUCACUGGAAAAAUAGAAGCAGAGAUACAGAAACAGAACAGGGGAGCUGGGGUGCAAGACAGACGUGUCAGAGAGGGUGUGGGUCUGUGUGUGUGUGUGUGUGUGUGUGUGUGAUACAGCUCAGUGUGUUUCCACGGUUCUCCUAAGGCCGUGGCAGCCAUGGCGUCAGAGCCCAGCACCCAGUCCAGGGUGAUGUUCCAGGCAAAGGCUAAAACAGAGGAGCCAGCGCAUCGCAAGCUGGGCAAGCUGACAGUCAAAUACAACCGCAAGGACCUGCAGAAGAGGCUGGAUAUUGAAGAGUGGAUCGAUGGGCAGCUGCACCUGUUGUUUGACUGUGAGGAAGAAGACAUUCCAGAGUUAGAGAUAGACAUAGAUGAGCUACUGGAGCUGUCAGAUGAGGGACAAAGAUCCCGGCUGAUGGUAAGGCUCAGCAAAUUACAACGGCUAUUUAUUUAAGCAUUCAAUCAUUUGUUGCUUAAUGGGACUGGUACCAAAAGACUAUAAUUCUGUAAAUAAAGGACAACUUGAGUCCCAACAACAACAUUUUACCACCCAGUUCCUAACUGACACCCACUAUUUGCUUUGUGGGGUUAAUAGCUUAACAAGCCCUUGACCCUUGCUGUAAUGCAACAUUGCAAUGUUUGCAGUGAGAAAGCGAUGCCAAGUGAGAAUAUUUCUGUUUUUUCUUAGGAGU
Molecule: messenger RNA, 1014 nt
Organism: Monopterus albus (swamp eel)
Lineage: Eukaryota; Metazoa; Chordata; Actinopteri; Synbranchiformes; Synbranchidae
Gene: ppp1r14d
Product: protein phosphatase 1 regulatory inhibitor subunit 14D
Exons: 2
Coding region: 480-776 (98 amino acids)
Biological process (GO): regulation of phosphorylation; innate immune response
Cellular component (GO): cytoplasm
Molecular function (GO): protein serine/threonine phosphatase inhibitor activity
Source: RefSeq, a predicted model, not a curated record